Molecule: messenger RNA, 1476 nt
Organism: Vombatus ursinus (common wombat)
Lineage: Eukaryota; Metazoa; Chordata; Mammalia; Diprotodontia; Vombatidae
Product: BRCA1-A complex subunit Abraxas 1-like
Exons: 9
Biological process (GO): mitotic spindle assembly; protein K63-linked deubiquitination; attachment of spindle microtubules to kinetochore
Cellular component (GO): nucleus
Molecular function (GO): polyubiquitin modification-dependent protein binding; microtubule binding
Source: RefSeq, a predicted model, not a curated record
CGUACGCGCGGUGCGGCUGGACGUCCUAGGCCGGGAGCGGAACGGCAGCAUGGAGGGCGAGAAGAUGUCGGCGUUGCUGUCGGGGUUCCUGUUUAGCUCUCUCGCCUUCCAGCACUUUAACUGCAAAACUGACACGGAAGGUUUUCUUCUUGGGGAAAUGAGAGAGACGUCAAAGAACAACAUUAUGGACUCUGAGUUGAGUGAUGUUGAAGUUGUUUAUACAGUUGAUAUACAAAAGUACAUUCCAUGCUCUCAGCUUUUCAGCUUUUAUAACUCAUUAGGUAAAGUAAAUGAGCAGGCACUGAAGAAGAUCAUCCUGGGCUGCGAAAAGAAUGUGAUUGGAUGGUACAAAUUCAGACGUAAUUCACAUCAACUGAUGACAUUUCGAGAGAGGAAUCUUCACAAAAAUUUACAACGUCAUCUUUCAAAUCAGGGACUUGUUUUUCUGUUACUAACAUCACACAUAACCACAAAAAACUGCUCCACUCAUAGCCUGGAUCAUGCAUUACAUAGACUUCAGGAUGGACUUUUCCAUCAAGUGCCUUUAGUGGUGACCAACUUAGGUACAUUAGAGCAGCAGGGAUAUAAGACUGUGUCAGAUUCCUGUAGAUCCGCUGCCUUUGGCCGAACAAUCCACACAUAUGGGUCAGAAUUUUUUAACGAAGAUGGGACUUUAAAAGAGGUACAGAAAAUAAGUGAACUUCAUGUCACUAUGCAGGAAGAAUUAAAGAAAAUAUACACUCAAGUAUUGGACGGUGAGCAAUUAGUCGAAAACCUCAAAAAGGAUAUAAAGAGACUAAAAGAGGAACUUGCAACAAGAAAGACACCAAAGACUGUAGUAUCAGCAGGAAGAAGCGGUGACCCAGAAACACAAGAGGAUGUUUUGCCCUGUUAGGCUUUACAUACAUUUUUCCCAAAUCAAGAAUUGCUUCAUUCAUCUACUGUUUGUUUGAAAGGCAGGCAGAUUGCUAGGAAGUGCUGUAACACUGAACAUAAGCUCAAUGUAGUGAGUGAAUUAACUCUGAUGCAGGAAGAUGAUGGAACAAGAUGCCAAGUUAAGCAUAAAUCUCUUGACUUUGAGAACCAAAGACCAUUCAAGAAAGCAGGAGUGUUACAGCUUCAGAAUCAGUCCCUUAAAAGAGAUGAUGAAAACAGUGAUAGGGAAAAAGUACUGACAGGCAGUACAGAAACAGACGAAGAUGCUGAGAAAGCGAAGGACAGCAUUGAACAUCCAGAGUCACCAACUUUCUGAACCUUUUGUAUCAUUUUUCUUAUUGUCCGGACUGACCAAAAGGGAACAGAGGGGGAGAAAAAAGUUUGUUGUGUUGGAUAGUUGGAUAAGUUCUGAUAAUUUUCUUAAAGUAUUGCUUCAUAGAAAUUAUUUUGGAAAACUAUUGCUGCGUUAGCAAUGUGGCAGUAUUUUUAUUUUUAUUACAGUGUUCUAAGAGUAUGGCAAAAAUUACUAGUUAUCGUCAA